AGGUUGAGAUAUUAAGAUUUGCACCAUAGUAGAAAAGGAUUGUAGAAGUUGUUUUCUCAAGCAUAGCAUCAAGAUCAGGGCAGCCUCAUGCGUUGCGUGAGGGCAACUCACCUAGGAUAAUUCCAAUUACAAUUACGAUUCUGAAGCUUCAACCAAGCAUCCCCUUAGUCAUUUCAUUCAGGGAAGAAGUCUGGCCCGAUGGAAGUGGAGGCUAGUUUUAGGGUGGUAUCUCGUAUUCAUUGCCAAGCAGUGCCGUAUUGCAAUCCAAUCUGCAAUUAUCAAACCUUAAACCUCCAUUUUCCCUACCAUCACCGUCCUCCCCACCUCUCAAAUGCUUCAUUUCACACACUCAAAAACUGCUGCUGCAAAGCUGCUGCAAAAGAGAGCAGUACCAAAGCUGUAGAAAAAGGAAGGAAGAUGUCUGCUGAUGAUUCACAUGAUUUAAAGCUCUCAAGCUUAACAGCUCUGUGUCCUCUUGAUGGACGUUAUUGGGCUAAGGUCAAGGAGCUAGCUUUUUUUAUGAGUGAAUAUGGUUUAAUUCGCUUUAGGGUUUUAGUUGAGGUGAAAUGGUUGUUAAAACUUUCUCAAGUUCCUGAAAUUCCUGAGGUUCCAAGCUUCUCUAAAGAUGCUGAGACUUAUCUGCAAGGCUUGAUUGAUGGAUUUAGCUUGGAUGAUGCCAUGGAAGUCAAGAAAAUUGAGAAAGUGACUAACCAUGAUGUUAAGGCAGUGGAAUACUUUUUGAAGCAAAGGUGCCAGUCACACCCAGAGAUAGGAAAGGUGCUCGAGUUUUUCCACUUUGCCUGUACGUCUGAAGACAUUAACAAUCUUGCUCAUGCACUUAUGCUGAAAGAAGCUCUUUCUAUGGUGAUGUUACCUGCUAUGGAUGAAGUGAUUUCAGCCAUAAGUGACAUGGCUAUGGAAAAUGCUCACAUUCCUAUGCUUUCUCGCACCCAUGGACAGCCAGCUUCACCUACAACCUUGGGAAAGGAAAUGGCAAUUUUCGCAUUCAGGUUAAGUUGGGAAAAGCGGGAUAUUUCAAAAGUUAAAAUACUUGGGAAGUUUGCUGGUGCUGUUGGAAACUAUAAUGCACAUCUUGUGGCGUAUCCUGAUAUCAAUUGGCCGCAAGUUGCGGAGGAAUUUGUGACAUCUCUUGGAAUUGAUUUCAAUCCCUAUGUGCCGCAAAUUGAACCUCAUGACUACAUGGGCAAACUUUUUCAUUCUAUAAUCCAGUUCAACAACAUUCUAGUUGAUUUUGAUAGAGACAUCUGGGGAUAUGUCUCUUUAGGUUACUUCAAGCAGAUAACUAAAGCUGGUGAGAUUGGGUCUUCUACAAUGCCUCACAAGGUUAACCCAAUUGAUUUUGAAAAUAGCGAAGGAAAUCUUGGAGUGGCUAAUGCAGGGUUGUCCCAUUUAAGCAUGAAGUUACCUAUUUCACGCUGGCAGAGGGACUUGACUGAUUCUACUGUUCUGAGAAACAUGGGUGUAGGUUUAGGACAUUCUCUGCUAGCCUACAGGAAUACAUUAAUGGGCAUUGGGAAGCUUCAGGUCAAUGAAGCUUCCCUGAGUGAAGACUUGGACCACACGUGGGAGGUGCUUGCAGAACCAAUACAAACUGUCAUGCGAAGAUAUGGUGUCCCAGAGCCUUAUGAAAAACUGAAGGAGGUAACAAGAGGAAGAGCGGUGACCCAAGGGAGCAUGAGAGAAUUUAUUAAGAACCUGGAUAUACCAGGAGAUGCAAAGAUGAUGCUCUUGAAUUUAACACCCCAAACUUAUGUUGGAGCAGCGGCUGAAUUGGCAAAAAACAUAAAGACAGCCAUAAAUUUAGUGAAUGGGGUUAGGUUCUCCUAAGGAGUGGGGAAGUAGGGUGAAAUUUAGUGCUGAUUUGCUUCGACUUCACAGCUAAGUUGUGAGAAAUUAUUUCAUACACAUUUGUUUUUUUUCAUUUCUACUAAUCAAAUCGAGGGACUACUAAGCACUUUUCUUGAAAUUUUGGCACGAGAGUUGUGUAAAAUAGGCUUUUUUCUUUCCUCAAUAUGCACUUACCCAAGAUGUGAACUUUCUUUUGCAUUCUCUUGUAAAGAGAAUUGUAAUUGAACUUUUCAUAGUUCGAGCUUGA
This is a messenger RNA of Coffea eugenioides, 2116 nucleotides long. RefSeq names its product adenylosuccinate lyase-like. The transcript has 11 exons. The coding region runs from base 199 to 1848 and encodes 549 amino acids. Gene Ontology annotation, biological process: IMP biosynthetic process. Gene Ontology annotation, molecular function: N6-(1,2-dicarboxyethyl)AMP AMP-lyase (fumarate-forming) activity. NCBI's taxonomy places the organism in Eukaryota, Viridiplantae, Streptophyta, Magnoliopsida, Gentianales, Rubiaceae. The record is from RefSeq and is a predicted model, not a curated record.